CUGGCCCUUCUCUGCAGCUGAUAGGGAGAGUGAGUCGUUAUCGAGCUGCUCUCUUAGCCGCUGAAAAGGAAAAACACAUGAGGAUUUUUUUCCCCUUCUUCUUUCGGCACUAGAGGAAUUUUGUCCAUCUUCCUCGUUUUUGUUUUUUCAUUCCCACUGGAUUACAGUUCUGGCUUUGUGUAGGAACGAGAAAAAGGGGUCCAAAAUGCCUGAAGCCAAUUACCUGCUGUCGGUGUCUUGGGGUUACAUUAAGUUCAAGAGAAUGUUGAAUCGGGAGUUGACGCACCUAUCGGAGAUGAGUCGGUCUGGAAAUCAGGUUUCAGAAUUCAUCUCCAACACCUUCCUAGACAAGCAGAACGAUGUGGAGAUCCCGUCGCCGAUGUCCAAGACGCGAGAGAAGAAGAAGCAGCAGCUGAUGACACAGAUCAGCGGGGUCAAGAAGAUCUCCCACGGGCCCUCGCUCUCCAGCAGCAGCGUCUCGCGCUUCGGCGUCAAGACCGACAAGGAGGAGCUGCUGUCCAAGGAGUUGGAGGACCUCAACAAGUGGGGCCUGAACAUCUUCACCGUCUCCGAGUACUCGCACAACCGGCCUCUCACCUGCAUCAUGUACGCCAUCUUCCAGGUACGAACGACAUCAAGGAAAUCUGCUGCU
This is a messenger RNA of Labrus bergylta (ballan wrasse), 652 nucleotides long. Lineage: Eukaryota; Metazoa; Chordata; Actinopteri; Labriformes; Labridae. The record is from RefSeq and is a predicted model, not a curated record.